AUGCCUGAAGAUAAAAGCAAAUCGAUCAAGUCUAAGAAGCGCGUUCGCGACGAUGAGCCUGUCAAUACCCCUCAAUCGAAGCGCCUGGCCCAGCCUUCUACAUCUAGCUCGGGAAAGCGCGGAGCGCAUUUUCGUGCCCCUGCAUUCAUACGAGCAGCUGUACAAGAGCCAGACGUAUCUUCUGAUGCUACCAUCGUGGAAUCUGUCAAAACCCCUCUCAAGUCCGCGCUAAAGAAAGGAUGCAUGAACGACAAAGUAAAUCAAACUUCCCCUACGCCUAUCUCAGAUCAAAAUAAACCCAAGGAUGCGACGGCCAAAGCCAACAAGACCUCGGAGUUUAGCCCUGCGCCUGCUAAAGAGAACCGACCUAUUACAACUAAGCCACCCAGACGCUCUAUUCAUGCACCCUUCGUUUCUCCGAAGAUCAUGAACCCUGCUCUGGCUGCUGCUCUGAAAUCGAAAGCGACUCUUCCAAGAAUGCCAUCCCACGGUCCAGCUCGGGAGUUGACUCUUGUCGAAAAACGGGAUCUGCUCAAACGUGCUGUCCAUGUUACGAAAGAUGACGACACGACAGGCGAGCUCAUUGUCAAGUGGAGAUCGGCAGGACGCGAGAUUAUCACGGACUUCUACAGGCUCGUCAAGGACUCGGGCAUGCUCGAGUCGAUGCCCGAGUCCGAGGAAAAACAGUCCGGUUAUGGGGGCAGUAGUUGGGGCUACGGCCCACAGAUCCAGUCACGCUUCGACACGAGCUGGGGAUGGUUAGAUUUCAGCAAGAAGCCUGAAAGUGGAUGGGGCUGGGGGACUGUCAAUGAACAUAUGGCUGAGGGUGACGGGCACGAGGACGAUUAUGAACGUGACGAUAACGAAGAAAGUGAACUACCAUCCACCGAGCGGCUCAGGAAGGAGCUUGAAGCCGCGCUAGACAAGCCAUUCAAGAAGAGGGAGUCUCUAUUACCGCUUGGGGGAAGUUUUGCAUUUGACGAUGCUGCUGGGGAUGCUAAACGUGGUGCUAUCGAAGAGAGGCUCAAGCUUGUCAAUAAGAAACAAGAAAAGAAGUCGUGGGGGGUGGGUCGAAUGCUUGACGAAUUGGGUAUUCCUCACAAGCUGUUUGGGUGGGAUGAGGAAGAGGAAGACUGGCAGGAUGUGGAAUAA
This is a messenger RNA of Dacryopinax primogenitus, 1152 nucleotides long. RefSeq lists its product as uncharacterized. Lineage: Eukaryota; Fungi; Basidiomycota; Dacrymycetes; Dacrymycetales; Dacrymycetaceae. The coding region runs from base 1 to 1152 and encodes 383 amino acids. The record is from RefSeq and is a predicted model, not a curated record. The transcript has 2 exons.